AUGCAUUCGGUCAUCACCGCUUCGUGGGGCCCGAUGGAUGUUGACUCUGACGAAGACAAAGAGGGGGGUACGUACCUGGAACCGAUGGACGUUUGCGACGAAGACGAGGUCGAUGGAGGGGACGCGAUGGAAGACAUCAUCGUAUACGCGUCGCACGAAACUACGAAUGCAUAUCCUCUACAACGCGACUACCUUCGCACGAUAGUUGAAAACGAGCAGCAGCUAUUCGCCAAUGAAAGAACUCUUGGUCUCAUCACUCAGGCACUCGACCGCGCGCCUCGUUGGGCCAUAAAGAAACUCACACCCACUUAUUUGACGUUACAUUUAUCCGAUAUCGGACGAGAAGUGGGAAUUUCGGACGAGAAUCAAGUGAAAUCUCUGAUUUUGAGCAUGAGUGAGUGCUCAGAAAUCCCCACGGGGCUGUCUGCAGAUGGGACUGCGUCAUUCUCGGACCCACCAGUGAAAUUCGAGAAGAAUGAUGUCGACCGCGUAUUGUCACAGGCACAGCAGCUUCUUGUGAGGCUUGAAAAAGAAAUGGAAAGGAACAAAGAAUAUCUGACAAAGGCCGUCAAGAGCAAGGAUGACGCAGCUCUGGGACUAGCAAUGGAUGAAGAUGGCGCAUUUGGAGACCGUCCAUCAGGCAACUGGCCUGAAGAUAUUAGUUUUGCUUGA
Messenger RNA from Suillus fuscotomentosus, 672 nucleotides. RefSeq lists its product as uncharacterized. Gene Ontology annotation, cellular component: COP9 signalosome. The transcript has 6 exons. The record is from RefSeq and is a predicted model, not a curated record. Gene Ontology annotation, biological process: ubiquitin-dependent protein catabolic process. NCBI's taxonomy places the organism in Eukaryota, Fungi, Basidiomycota, Agaricomycetes, Boletales, Suillaceae. Bases 1 to 672 code for a protein of 223 amino acids.